AUGGCGUCCCUUUUUACAACUUCAGUCACCCAUCUUCCAUCUAGGCUCACUUCCACCCAAUUCACCAUGGCUGAACCAGAGACUCUGAAGAUAGUGCAGACCACCAUUGCCAAGCAAUUGUCAAUCGAUGACGAUGAGACUACUGUUGCCCCAGCAACCAAAUUCGUUGAUCUUGGUGCAGAUUCCCUUGACACCGUUGAGAUUUUAAUGGCUUUGGAAGAACAGUUUGGUGUGUCGAUCGGAGAAAGUGGAGCUGAGAACAUCUCCACAGUUCAAGACGCUGCUGACCAAAUUCAGAAAGUAAAAGCAGCUGAUGCUUAA
Lactuca virosa is the source of this 321-nucleotide messenger RNA. Lineage: Eukaryota; Viridiplantae; Streptophyta; Magnoliopsida; Asterales; Asteraceae. The record is from the annotation of a GenBank genome assembly.